AUGCCCGGAGGCAUGCCCUGGUCUGCUUACUUGAAAAUGCUCACCUCCAGUCUCCUGGCCAUGUGCUCCGAGGCCCAGGUGGCGCACUGGUACUGCCGGCCUGACCUGACAAUUCCUGAAAUUCCACCAAAGCCUGGAGAACUCAAAACGAAGCUUUUGGGACUGAAAGAGAAACUCCACAAACCUCAGGUUUCACAGAAGUAG
This is a messenger RNA of Mesocricetus auratus (golden hamster), 204 nucleotides long. Its product is annotated as protein BRAWNIN-like. Lineage: Eukaryota; Metazoa; Chordata; Mammalia; Rodentia; Cricetidae. Gene Ontology annotation, biological process: mitochondrial respiratory chain complex III assembly. The coding region runs from base 1 to 204 and encodes 67 amino acids. The record is from RefSeq and is a predicted model, not a curated record. Gene Ontology annotation, cellular component: mitochondrion. The transcript has a single exon.